Messenger RNA from Triticum turgidum subsp. durum (durum wheat), 1329 nucleotides. The record is from the annotation of a GenBank genome assembly. Lineage: Eukaryota; Viridiplantae; Streptophyta; Magnoliopsida; Poales; Poaceae.
AUGGCCGGAUCCUCCCCGCCUAACCGUACCCGAGCUCGCCGUGGCUCGAUCUCGCCCGACGAAGUGAGGCGACGGUAUGAACCGACCGGCAGAGGGAGGAAGGGAGGUACCUGCGGUGGUGGCGGCGGCGCCCGGCGACCAUCUGGUUCUGAUUCGGCCGCGUCCGGCUCCUAUUCAAUGUCAGGUAGAUCUGAUUCGAUCGCGUCCGACACGGAAUCCGGGUCAGACAGAGGGAGCAGCAGAUCGAAAAAAACCAGGAUGUCUAAGCGGCUCCAGGGAGAGGAGAUACAGGCAAACUGCGCCCGCAAAAGGUCACGACCUUCUGAUCAGAAGCACCUCUAUCUGGUGCUGGAUGACUGGAAAGAUGGGUUCAGCAUUCACAAGAUUGACGCCGACGACGAUGACGCGGACCUUGGCCAGCCACCGGUCCUCCGGUUGGUGUCGCCGGCGCCUGGCUUUCCAAUGCGCUUUGCGGUCGUGGGCAGCAACAUCGUCAUCGUCACCAACCCACGCUGUGGUCAGGCUCCCACACUUUUCUAUGAUACGAAAAGAACAGGACUCGCCGUCGGCCCUCCACUCCCCGGUCCACUGGUAGGUGACUUCCACACCUCCGUGGCCACCGCGGACAUGCUGUAUGCGCUGAGUUUUCACCAUAGGAAUCAGCAGCACUCCUUUGAGGUGAUGUCUUGGGAAGAAUCUCCAAAUCCUUGUACCAUGAGCUGGUCAUGGAGAAGCGUGCCCUCACCACCCCCGUUCGAGGAGGAUGAAUGGAUCGCCUCCUACGCCGUGCACCCCGAUGGACGCACCAUCUUCAUGUGCGGGGUCAACAAGUACAAUCUCAAACGCCGGACCUUCUCUUUCGACACCAGGUACUGCGAGUGGAGGUUUCAUGGGGAAUGGGCCUUGCCUUUCCAAGGCCAGGGCUACUAUGACAGCACGCUGGACGGAUGGGUCGGCCUUCACGAGGAUGGCUACAUCUGCGCCUGCCAAGUCGCCCCCCGCAGCCGCCGCGCAAGUACCAUACAGCCCGAGUGGAAGAUUGUCAAGGGGAAGUUGUUCCACAAGGUCCCGGAGAGGAAACGAGCGGCCCCAUAUGCCACUCUAACAUACAUGGGCAACGCCAGAUUUUGCCUUGUGGAGUGUGUGGUGCGCGAGGAAGUGGAGUACGAGGAUGCCUUGGAUGAUUGUGAUGGUUGCAUGCUCCUUAUGACCAGGUUUGGCCUCAAGUACUCUCAUAAUGGAGAGUUGCAAACCAUCAAUCGCACCACCGACUCCCAUGUGUUGUCCAAGCAUGUCACCGGGUUUUCACCUGUAGCGUUCUGGAUGUAG